This is a messenger RNA of Prunus armeniaca (apricot), 1863 nucleotides long. NCBI's taxonomy places the organism in Eukaryota, Viridiplantae, Streptophyta, Magnoliopsida, Rosales, Rosaceae. The record is from the annotation of a GenBank genome assembly.
AUGGGAAUGAACAUCCUCCUCCAUUCCCAUCUCGUGAGAUUAGACAUGGGAAGUUUAUUCUCAAGAAGUUCAAUCUGCGAACCAAAGGGGGUGGUUUUGGGAGGCAUUUUGCGCUCAAAAAAUAGUAUUGUUGAAUGGUCUUCAAUCAAAGAAAGUCGAAUAUGGGACUUAGCUGAAGAAGAAGAUAGAAUCAUUCUAAUCUUGAAGUUGAGUUUUGAUAAUUUGACAUCACCAUCUUUGAAGAAAUGUUUUGCAUAUUGCUCAAUGUUGAGAAAAGAUGUCGAAAUUGAAACAGAUAACUUGAUUCAACUUUGGAUGGCUCAGGGAUUACUCCACCCUUCUCGCAACGAAAGUGAAGAGAUGGAGGAUGUAGGUAAUGAAUAUUUUGAUAUUCUAUUGCAAAGCUCUUUAUUUCAAGAUGCUACAGCAAAUGAAUAUGGCAUUAUUAGCAAAUGCAAGAUGCACGAUCUUGCAGAACUUGUUUCUACUUCCAUGCAAGAAAGAAUUCGAGCAAGUUGGGUUGGGAGAUUGCGCUCACUAUUUUCGGAUGGCGAACUCCCUAGCAACAUGUUGCCAGGGUUUAAAGCCUUACGAGUCUUAAAUUUAUUUAAGGCUAAUAUUGCAGAGCUUCCAACAUCAAUUGGAAAGCUGAAACACUUGAGGUAUCUUGACAUUUCAGAAACAAGAUUGAAAACACUCCCAAGGUCUAUUGGCAAGCUCUAUAAUCUACAGACAUUAAGAGCAAGAUACUGCGCUUUUGAAGAGUUUCCAAAAGAAGUGCAAACCUUGAUCAACUUGAGACAUGUUUAUUGUGACAAGAGAAUGCAAUUUCCUCGUGGGAUAUUGGGGAAAUUGACUAGCCUCCGAACAUUACCUCCCUUUUAUGUGGAUAAGGAGAUAGGCCGUGAAAUUCAGGAGCUGGCUGCCUUGAAUCAAUUGAAAGGUCAAUUGGUUAUUUGUAAUCUGGAACAUGUGAUGGAUGAAGAUGAAGCAAGGAAAACUAAAUUAGAGGAGAAGAAAAAUGUACGUCACUUGAUAUUUGUAUGGACAGAAAAUAGGUCAAGAACCAAUGUAUCUAUAAGUGAUGAAAAUCUUCUACUGAGCAGGAGCUGUAGCAACCUUGAACAGUUGUCUAUAACCUAUUGCCGUGGUCUACAGUCUAUUCCAGAAUUACAAAACUUCACAUCCCUACGUCAACUGAGCAUUCAAAAUUGUGAAAGAUUAGAAAGGUUGUUGUGUAGUGGGCUAGAAAUGCCUAUCUCUCUUGUGGAGUUGAAAAUACGGGCCACACUGCUCCACCAGUUUGAAGUUUUUGAAACUUGGUGGGUUAGACCUCGAUUCGUUCCUGAUUUUCAGGUUGGAUCAUCACAGCUUGAAACAUUAGUAGUGAGGGGGUGGCCCAAGCUAAAGUCUCUGCCUCAACAAAUUCAAAACUUCACUUCUCUAACAUAUUUGUCGAUACAAUGUUUCCAUGGAGUAGAGGCUCUUCCAGAGUGGUUGGGUAACCUCACAUCCCUUACGAAGCUGGAGAUUUGGAAUUUUAAGAACCUGAUGUAUCUACCUAGUGUCAUAGCUAUUCAAUGUCUCACCAAAUUAAAAACCCUAGAAUUUUGUGGAUGUCCUCUUCUACAGAGCAAAGAAUGGCCCAAGAUUUCCCACAUUCAACAUAUAGAUGAAAAAAUUUCUCAAGCAUUUCGCAAAGGAAUGAAACUUGUUUAUCCUUCACCUUUUCCUUUUACUUGUGAAGGUUACUCACACGUUAUGGAAUGCUCCGGGACCGGGCGGGCUACUUGGAUUGAGGGCUGGUUUUCCCCAACAGCUAAUUCAUUCAAAACGGAAAUUUUCAUAAACGCGACCAAUUGA